AUGGAGAGGGGCGCAGGCCUGCCGCAGCACAUCAUGGCCCAGGUGCGCGUCCAAGCCCCGGGGGCCGCGGCCAGCCCGGAGGAUCCGUGCCGGGAAGGCUCCGUCGCUGGGGACAGGCUGGCCGGAGGGCGGCUGCUGGACAGCCGCAGCUUGGAUGGGAUCAGCCAGGCGUACGGGGCCAGCCGGGCGCAGGAAGGGCGCCGCGCCACCAUCUCCAGCGCCCUGGAGCUGGAAGGGACGGUCAGCCACGACGGGGACCUCACCCACUUCGUGGCCAACAACCUGCAGCUGAAAAUCAAGCUGAGCUCCCGGGGCAGCCUGGAGGAGCCGGAGCCCCCGGGCCAGCCCUUCCCAGGGCUGGGGCGGAGCAAAGCGGCCGACAUCCCCCCCAUUGACCCCGCGGUGCUGACGGAGCUGGAGCGCCUGACCCAAGAGGUGGCCCACAAAGUGGACCAGAUGAUGAGGAGCUUGAGCGGCAGCAUCCAGAACAUGACGGCCCUGAGCGUGGGCUACAUCCAGACCUACCGGGACGCCGUGGACAGCCUGGGCGAGUCCGUAGACAUGAGCAUCAAAGGGAUGUACACGCUGAUGGCCCGCUGCGAGGAACUGGACCGCUCCAUGCAGCCGGUCCACGCCCUGGCCAAACAGAUCCGGGAGAUCAAAAGGACCCUGGAGAUAUUCGAGUCGCUGUGCAAGUAGCGCCGGCGGAAAACAUUUCUCAGCUGCUUUGUUAAUGGGGGGGAGGGGACGCUGUGCUGGUUGCAAACUCCAAAAGGGAACAUGUCGUGUACUGUAUGCGGUUGUGUGUUUGUUUCAUGUCUUGUGCUGCCAUAAGCCUGUUAC
Molecule: messenger RNA, 843 nt
Organism: Terrapene triunguis (Three-toed box turtle)
Lineage: Eukaryota; Metazoa; Chordata; Testudines; Emydidae
Product: BLOC-1-related complex subunit 6-like
Exons: 1
Coding region: 1-699 (232 amino acids)
Biological process (GO): lysosome localization
Cellular component (GO): BORC complex
Source: RefSeq, a predicted model, not a curated record